CUUGCACUUUCACUAAUUUUCAAAUUGCUUCUCUGCCUUCUCUUUCUUUCAUUUCAAAAAUAAAGUUAAAACAAAAAUUGGGGGGUCUCUAAUUCUCUCUCGCUGUUUGGUUCGGUUCUCUCUUCCAGACGAGCCCUCUUCAGCUUCGUCAUCGGCAACCUCAAGCUCGUCGGUUAUCGGAUCCGAACAACCUGUUACAAUUGUGACUGUUCUGCUUCUGUGUUCUCUAGAUGGAUUCUGGAAGACAAAAAUAUAUGCGAGAUGAUCAAACAAGCAAUUGCUGGAGCUAUGGAAGCAUUAAUCACCCAGCAAGCCAAUCUAGGAAGAUGUCAAUUGGAGUUGUGGUGGACUCAAUAGCCAAGAAAAAGUCUGGAUGUGCAAAGGAAAGGGAGGUUGUGGUGCCAAAUGCAGAAAUAGUAAAUACUAACAUAGCAAAUACCAUACAGGGAAAGUUCAACGGGGAAGAAGUUACAGCUGCCAAAACAACAAAAGAAACUAAAAAUCCAGAGCAGGUGAGUUCCCCAUGGAUCAGUACCAGACCCUUCCACGAGGAAAUACUGACUUCAGAUACUGCUCUUCAUGCAAAACAAGCCUCUAAAUUAUCAUCUGUUAGUAAGAGGCAGUACAGACUUGAUGGAGCAAGGAACACACCACUUACAUAUUCAGUUGAGUUUUGCGCAAACUCUUCCUCGAUUCUACAGUCUGGUGAUAACAAGCAUAAGAAGUUUAGUGGAGUUACCUAUAAAAAGAGGGGAGUGAAUAAUGGGACUGUGGAGGAAGUUCAGGAUUUCACAUUUGCAACUGUGCAGGAAGUUAUUAUGCCGGAUAAGCAGGUGCUACCAGACAAAACAGAUGCACAGGAAAACACAAGAACUGAAACACUCAGAAUGAAGCUUUGGAAUAUAUUGGGAGCUGCUGCUUCACCUAAUGAUCAGCACACCAAAUCUCAGGAACCUGAGGUUGGUGAUGAUAAUUUAAAUCCUCAACCAGAAUUUGAUCAAAUGGCUGAUACCGUCAAGCUGACAAAGAGCUCUGAUAAACCAGAGGACAAGGAUAAAGAAAAGGGUGAUGCAUUUAUCAAACCUAGACAAAAUUCAGAUACCAUAGAAACGGACUCUGAAAGUCCUGAGAACACUGUCAGGAGACCUGUCACUCGUUCUUUGAUCCCAAAGAGAGGCCGAGCCAAAGUAGGGAAGACAACUGCAAAGCCUACCCCAUCUUCUGGCCACAAACGGAAACAGCGAGAUACUGUAUUUUCUUUUGAACAAGAAUGCUUUGAGACACUACAGGAUUCUGCUGGCAGAUCCUCAAAGUUUCAGAAGAAGAGAGAGAAUACAGGUUUCAGAACUGAGACUCAUGAGGUCUGCCUUCCUGAAAAGGAUAAUUCAACUAAGAUAAAGCAAGCCAUUAAUAGGAGGGGAAAACGACCACCUGCUAAGAAAGCUUGUUCUGGAGGUACUAAAAUGGGAGGUCUUCAUGGUUCUCUACCUAACAAUGAAAAAGAGUUUCUUGAACAGGAGAAAACUAUCCCAGAGAAAGAAAUCUGCCACUCACCACUGACAAGCAAGAAAUUUGGGGAUUGUGACAAUCCAGAGAGUAAGAACCAACGAGAAGAUAGUGAAAAUCCAAGCUUGAAGAGUGCUGUAAAUCCAGAAGAUAAUUUUCUAAGUCCAACAUUUGGAAUCAGAACACGCAUGUCAAGUUCUUCUCCUUCAAUCCCAAAAUCAGACCAAAGGGCAGAUUAUAGUAGUCCUGCACCAAUGGAGAGGCGAUUUGAUAUGGGAGAUAUUCGCUGUUUCAGAACUUCCUCGACUUCAAAACAAGAUUUUUCUGAAAAUGCUCAAACACAAUCUUCUGAUGCCUCUGAGGAGAUCAGGGAUUCCCCAUUGAUGAAAACAUCACCUGACAUGGAGAAAAAUGAUGCAGAAUCUGGCCAGUCUUUAUCAUCAUCAGAGGAGAGGGACUUGGAGACUUUUGAAGAAGGUUCUCCAGUUAUUCAAGGACAUAAAUGGACUGGAGUAGAUAAUUGCGUUGAGGAACCUUCAGAGCCGAAUGAAGUGGAUGGAUUGGCUAGGGCCGUUGAACUAUUUGCUUUGGGACUAGAAAAACUAAAAACCAAAAUGAAGACAGCAACUACAAGGAAAUCCUCUGAAAUCUUGACGUCUGUUGCUGCGGAGGUUCAGUUGCAGCUGCAGAAUGUAGAGUCUCAGAUUCAAACAGACAUGGGAAAGCUUACAAACCUUGGCAAAUCAAAGAGAAAAAAGCUGGAAACAAGGUUUGAGGAGCAACAAGGACAACUGAAAGUGAUUUGUGACAAGUUCAAGGAACAGAUCAAUCAGCAUCUUCAGGAUUGCAGAAGUACAUUUGAAGGUCUGGAAGUGUACCAGACAGAGUUUAAGGGAACUGUGGAAAAGCAAAAAGCAUCACACCGAAAGCUUGUCUCACAAGUGGAAGAAGCAAUUGAGAACCAACUGAAUGAUGCCCAAAAAAGAAUCAAAGUCAUGAACGAGACGAGACGUGGACAGAUGCUCCAGUUAAAGCGCCAACUAGCUUCCUGUUUGAGAGAGGGAAUUCUAAGUUGAUGAGUGUGAUGUGUACAGCUGCACUGGGAAACAAGUAGGACUUGGCUUAUACUUAGAGACAGGCAUGGAGAUUUGCUUCUCGCAAGUUACAUUUCUGCUUAGAAAUAUACCAGCGAUUUCUCUAUUUCUUAUGACUUAGGUUAUUAAUUUGUAAAGACAAGGAACUAUUCUCACUCUGGAUGAUUUGAUCUUUUGGUCAUUUCGUUACAAUAUGAUCUGUAUUAGGUGACGAAUAUUAUUUCCAUAUGGUAAGAGAUUUGCACACGGUUUACAGUUGG
This is a messenger RNA of Rosa rugosa (rugosa rose), 2860 nucleotides long. Its product is annotated as meiosis-specific protein ASY3. The record is from RefSeq and is a predicted model, not a curated record. The transcript has 10 exons. Gene Ontology annotation, biological process: meiotic cell cycle. NCBI's taxonomy places the organism in Eukaryota, Viridiplantae, Streptophyta, Magnoliopsida, Rosales, Rosaceae. Bases 231 to 2582 code for a protein of 783 amino acids.